ACACAUAGCAUUUCAGAAGCACUUUUCACUAUGGGGAACUUUGCUGCCAAUGAGGGACUCUCCAUCUUUGUUAUUCUGGUGUGGCUGGGGAUCAAUGCAUACCUGUUUGUCCAUUUCUACAUGGCCUUCCUGGUGGAGAGAUGGUUUUACACCAGGGUCCUGCUCGGGCACGCCCUGUCCUGGGCCAGAGCUCCUGCUGCCUGCCUCAACUUCAACUGCAUGCUCAUCCUGCUGCCCGUCUGCCGAAACCUCCUCUCCUUCCUCCGUGGCACCAUCCAGUGCUGCAGCCGCACGGCCGCUCGGCAACUGGACCGAAACAUCACUUUUCACAAACUGGUGGCCUACAUGAUUGCCUUCCAUACAGCCGUGCACAUCGUUGCGCACUUGUUUAACUUCGAGUAUUUCAUGGACGCCCAACUGAUUCAAAACAGAAGCUCCCUGCCCUUCAUCCUCUCUGAAAUCGGCACCGGGGACAACGCAUCUUUCCUGAACCCCAUCAGGACAAACGAGACGAACCCCACAAUCGUCAUGUUCACCACCGUCGCCGGGCUGACAGGCGUGGCCAUCACGCUAGCCCUCAUUCUCAUCAUCACCUCGUCCAUGGAGGUGAUCCGGAGGUCGUACUUCGAGGUGUUCUGGUACACCCACCAUCUCUUUGUCAUCUUCUUCAUCGGCCUGGUGUUCCACGGCUUCGGGCGUAUUGUGCGAGGACAGACGGCUGCUAGCCUGCGGACAAACGAACCAGAGGUCUGCGCUGACCAGUUUGAAGACUGGGGAAAAAACGGAUCCAACUGCGCCGUUCCAGUGUUUGCUGGAAACCCACCGAUGACAUGGAAGUGGGUGGUGGGCCCCAUGAUUCUCUACGUGUGUGAGAGGCUCGUUCGCAUCUAUCGAUCCCACCAGAAAGUGGUCAUCACCAAGGUGGUGAUGCACCCCUCCAAGACUCUGGAGCUGCAGAUGAAGAGGAAGGGCUUCCGUAUGGAGGUGGGUCAGUACGUCUUCAUCCAGUGUCCGUCCGUCUCCAGGCUGGAGUGGCACCCCUUCACCCUGACCUCCGCCCCCGAGGAGGACUACUUCAGCGCCCACAUCCGUAUCGUCGGGGACUGGACUCAGGCGCUGUAUGAGGCCUGCGGAGGAGACAAAAACGAGACUCAGGAGGCCUGGAAACUGCCCAAGGUUGCCAUAGACGGCCCGUUUGGCACUGCCAGUGAGGACGUGUUCCGUUACGAGGUGGUGAUGCUGGUGGGCGCAGGAAUCGGAGUGACUCCUUUCGCCUCCAUCCUGAAGUCUGUGUGGUACAAACGCAUCCAGAACAACCAGGAGGUCUUCACCAAGAAGAUCUACUUCUACUGGCUGUGCCCGGAGACGCAGGCCUUCGAGUGGUUUGCAGACCUGCUGCAGUUUCUGGAGGGUCAGAUGACGGAGAAGGGCAUGGCCGACUUCCUCAGCUACAACAUCUACCUCACCCGCUGGAAGGAGACUGAGGCGGCUCACUUCCGUGUUCACCACGAGGCGGAGAACGACCCAAUUACAGGGCUCAAACAGAAGACUCUUUAUGGGAAACCCAACUGGGACAACGAGUUCACCAAUAUUGCGUCACAGCACCCGAGAGCUAAGGUCGGAGUCUUCCUGUGUGGUCCGCCUCAGCUGGGGAAAUCUCUGGAGAAACAGUGUCUGUCCCACUCAGAGGCCGACGUCAAGUUCAUCUUCAACAAAGAAAACUUCUAAAAGUCCAAGAAAUCUACAACUGCUGGAGAACGGCCGCAACGACGACACGGAGGAAACUUCCCACGUAGCAGUGGAGGUCCAGCGGUCUGCUGAGAUUCACGUCGGGGUUCCUGCACAUUUCACACCACCUUUUUUAUGUCAGUGAAAGUGCUUGAAUUUAGGUGGGAAGCUACAAACAUCAGUAACGGCUGGCAGCUCAGCACCACUCAGCUGGACUUGACUGUUCCUCUGCUCUUUGCUUCUUACAACAAAACGUUUUGCAAAGUCUCCAUUCUUGCUCAAAAAAUGAGGAAAUAACUGCGGUUUUUCCACAUUACUUUGUUCUCCUUUAGUCUUGCAUUAAUAAGUGAAACGCUGAUGCUUUCAAAACUCCUCAGAGCUUUCUGUGCACUCUAGCCAGGGGUGCACAUGGCCACGAUUUCUGAAAAGCAGGUUUGAUACCAGAAGUUAAAGUUCCCAAACUUGCUGAUGGAAGAAAUGAAACCGCCAAACUGUGAUCGAGCAACAAAAAAAACCAACUUUGGCUGCCGAGGUGGAGCCGUUGAGUAGCUCCGAGUACGUGACUGUGCUAUAACACAAAACAAAACAAAAAAGCAUCAAACUUUCCCGCAAAAAAAAAGAUAAAAGAAUACAAGAAAGUGAAGCAGCUUGAAACAGGCUCCUCAGUGCUCUCUGCUUGUGCGUUGCUGUGCUUUUCUAUAUUUAUUGUGCAUGAGCAGAAGCCGUUGCCACAAUUUCAGAACUACUGAGAUCAUGAGUCCUGGAUCGGGCUUUUGUAGGUAAAAAGUGGCUUUAGAAAGAAAAUCUUUUCUGGGUUCGGCUUCUGAAAUGUGGGCAUUUGCUGCUUUUUUCCCUCUGUUUUAUAAUUGUAAACUGAGUGUGUUUGCAUUUUGGACUAAUGGUUGGAUAGAACGAGACAUAUGAAGCCGUCACACUGGAUCUAGAAACUUGUGAUGGACAUUCUGUCCCAUUUUCUUUGUGAAACAGUGAUGACAGAUUAACUGCUAAUAAAAAACAGGCGUAAGUCGCAGCCCUACUUUCUAAGUUUUUUCUGUAUUUCCACAAAAAAGUCUCAACAAAGCGUAAAAAAGGUGUUUCACUUGUCAUAUUGAAACACUAUCAUCAUCAACUAUGACGAUAACUGAACCAUCUCCAUGACAACUGAGGAAAUUACAUCCAUUGAUGAAGGACAAGUUGUGGCAGAAAGCACCGGAAAAUUAGCAGGAAGUGGACUACCGAUGUUUUUAUGAAGCUACUGUUUGCAAACUACUGUAAAUUUACACGGUCGAUAAUUCAUCUUAAAGCUCAAACUGCCAUUAAAGCUUCAACGUGUGUCUGAAUUUGUGUCAUUGUUACAAGAAAAUCACCAAACCUUCCAAAGAGGCAGGAA
Molecule: messenger RNA, 3118 nt
Organism: Xiphias gladius (swordfish)
Lineage: Eukaryota; Metazoa; Chordata; Actinopteri; Istiophoriformes; Xiphiidae
Gene: cybb
Product: cytochrome b-245 heavy chain
Exons: 13
Coding region: 31-1728 (565 amino acids)
Biological process (GO): defense response; superoxide anion generation
Cellular component (GO): plasma membrane; NADPH oxidase complex
Molecular function (GO): superoxide-generating NAD(P)H oxidase activity
Source: RefSeq, a predicted model, not a curated record